AUGUGGGACCUGGAGGCUGCUCUGGAGCUGGGGGGGGAUUGGUUGCUGCAGAAGGGGUACGCUUGGCCUGAAGACAAAGAACACUGCGAGGAGAACGGGCGGAUGCUUACUGCGGACCCUUCUAAGGUCUCGAUAAGAGCAAAGAAAAGGGGGCUGCCGCAGAUGGGGACCCUCGGGGCUGGCAACCACUACUGUGAAGUGCAGGUUGUUGACGAGGUGUAUGAUGAAUUCGCCGCAGAUAAAAUGGGCCUCGAGAAAGGCCAAGUAUGCGUGAUGAUACACUCCGGGAGCAGGGGUUUGGGGCACCAGGUAGCCACCGACGCUCUCGUGACGAUGGAGGGAUGCAUGCAGCGCAACAACACCAGGUAG
This is a messenger RNA of Eimeria mitis, 369 nucleotides long. RefSeq lists its product as uncharacterized. The transcript is spliced from 6 exons. Gene Ontology annotation, biological process: RNA processing. Gene Ontology annotation, cellular component: tRNA-splicing ligase complex; nucleus. Lineage: Eukaryota; Apicomplexa; Conoidasida; Eucoccidiorida; Eimeriidae. The coding region runs from base 1 to 369 and encodes 122 amino acids. Gene Ontology annotation, molecular function: RNA ligase (ATP) activity. The record is from RefSeq and is a predicted model, not a curated record.